Messenger RNA from Macadamia integrifolia, 2604 nucleotides. Its product is annotated as ethylene-responsive transcription factor ERF054-like. Gene Ontology annotation, biological process: regulation of DNA-templated transcription. Lineage: Eukaryota; Viridiplantae; Streptophyta; Magnoliopsida; Proteales; Proteaceae. The record is from RefSeq and is a predicted model, not a curated record. The transcript has a single exon. Gene Ontology annotation, molecular function: DNA-binding transcription factor activity; DNA binding. Bases 540 to 1970 code for a protein of 476 amino acids.
UCUUGGUACAGAAAAAGAUAUUGUAUUUAAACCCCUUCAACACCCUUAACUCUCUAGAAAGGCCUAAACGGUUCCUGCCACUCCCACAUCUUCUGCUUGAAGUUGAAGUGCAAUAGCUACCUCGAAGAGAACCUCGGGAUCUUUUUCACUUCCCCUGUUCAGCCGCUCGCUCGCUCGCUCGCUCUCGCUCUCUCUUUCUCUCUUGCUUUGUCUCUGAGUGUAUAGUGAAAACGUGGGUAUGGGUUGCUUCUGGAGUGAAUGUAUGUAUCCGAUGCCGUUUUGUUCUCAUCGGAUUAGCAAUUGAGAUCGAACCCAGAUUCUAAAAGUUUGGAUCUUUUAGAUUUUUUUGUGGAUUCUGAACAGUUUCUGAUCUGGGUUAUCUUUAUUUCUUACUCUGUUUUUUUUGAAUUCGUUGUGGAUGCGUUCUUCCCUUCGUUGUGUAUCCCCUUUCCUACAUUUACUAGUGCAUUAAGAGAGCGAGCGGCUGUCAGUUUUGGGUUCAAAUUUUGUUGUUGUUGUUCUUCUUCUUCAUUGGCGACAUGGCAGAAGACAAGAUUAGUGGCAUAAUGAAUCAGAGAGAUGAAGAGUCCCCAGAGAUGUCCCAGAGGGCAUCGAGUAGGGAUUGGCGGAAAGACAAGGGCAAGGUUCAACUUAACUUAGAGAGGCGGCAAUGGAAGCCAGUUUUUGAAGGGGCAUCCACAUCACCAAGACCUCUCAAAAAGAUCCGAAGCCCAGAGCGUCAGAACCUACAUCAUCAUUCCUCUGCUUCGAUCAUGGAGCAGGCAACCCAUGUCCCAAUUUCUUCUUCUGCUUCAAGUUGUUUGACUACUGGUAGGACUUCAGCUCUCAAUCCACCUCCAUCAAGGCUUGUUUUUCCUUUUGCCUUUGAUGGGUCUCAUUCCUCGGAGAUACCUCAGCACCAUUCGACAACACUUCCAUUACCCCUGUUCCAUUCUCCACCACCGCAGCAGGAACACCCCCAGCACCACCGCCAAUUGCAUCAGCAGCAACAGAUGAUUUCAUUCACUCCCGAGAUGAGCCAGGGUAUGGUUUACCCACCGGUCUACGUCAGGGAUGGGCAAUCAUCGCAGCAACAGGGUCAGCUUCUCCACUAUUGGAGUGACGCACUCAAUCUCAGCCCUCGGGGUCAAUUGAUGAUGAUGAAUGGGUUGGGGCCGGAUGGGAGGGUCCUUUUAAGGACUCCAGCUCCUUUACCCACCACAACUAAGCUCUACAGAGGAGUGAGGCAACGCCAUUGGGGCAAAUGGGUCGCCGAGAUUCGUCUCCCUCGCGCUAGGACUCGUCUCUGGCUGGGAACUUUUGACACCGCCGAAGACGCCGCCUUGGCAUAUGAUCGCGAGGCCUUCAGGCUAAGAGGAGAGAAUGCUCGUCUCAACUUCCCUGAACUCUUUCUAGGCAAGGACAGUACAGAGAGAGCAGCUGCAACAGCUCCUAGUUCAUCCCCUUCAUCCCCUCCUACCCGCCUAGACAAUCGCCAACCCAGCCGGUUCCAGCCGCAGAAAUCUCCGGAAGGCCUAAAUUUGAACGCUCAGGCUAUGGAGAUCCUGCCAACACCUCAAGACGAUCCGGAUAAGCCCAAUUUUGUGGGCAAUUCUCCUUCCGGAUUGGGGUUGAGUGAGGUCACGGGAAUUACUGAAGAACCUGCGCUUACACCUGCGGCUUCUGUGACAGGGGAAGGCGUUUCUGGGUCCCCGGAAUUUCCUUGGAGGGAAAUGAUGGAGGAGGCAUGGCUCAGUGCUAUUCCAGCUGGUUGGGGUCCAGGUAGCCCUGUUUGGGACCAUAUUGAUGGCUCAAAUAAUUUACUUCUGCAACCCAAUCUCCCUAUACCAUCUUCCCGUCCCCAAGAAUUCGAUGCCUUCGAUGUUUCAAAUCAGCAGGCCACCUCUGUUUCUUCUUCUUCCUCCUCCUCCUGUCCCAUGAACAUGUUCUUUUGGAAGGAAGGUGAUUAACACCUGCCAGUCCACCUGACCCACAUCCACAACAUGAUUCAUAUAAGCUUUAGGAGAGUUAAACCAACACCCCUUCCCCUUCCCCUCUCUCUCUCUCUCUCUCUCUCUCUCUCUCUCUCUCUCUCUCUCUCUCUCUCUUGCUUUGCAUUUGGUAGUUUUAGUUAGACAAUUCCCUCAUAGUCUCACAGGUUGCAGGUUUUUAAGAAAGACAGCCCGUGAUUUCUUAGGAGUUUUUGAAACCCAGUUCCUCUUUUCAAUUACCCAAAACUUUCAGAUUCUCCUCCACUGCUGAAUAAAAGGCUGUAUUUUUUAGGCCUCACAGCUGUGGGCUAUCAGUUCCUUUUUCUCUUUCUCCCUUCAGGGAAUCCGCCAUUGUAGUUAAAACUUUUGAGCUCCGUGAGUAUUAUGGGAACGGAGUAUGUCCUUAUGUAAGGUACGUCAGGUACUAGAAUGUUGUUCUUUUGGUUCUUGUUGGUUGUGAAGAUGUAGUAUGGCACUGUAGUAGUGAUGUAACAUAUGGAACCUCGAGGAGACAGAGACGGUUUUGUGAUCUCACCUCUCCAUUAGACCACCAAGAGUUAUAUGAUUGGUUGUUUGUGCAGUAUGUUAUUAUAUUCAAAGUUGUUUCCUUUCA